Messenger RNA from Emys orbicularis (European pond turtle), 1863 nucleotides. RefSeq names its product SHC adaptor protein 2 (gene SHC2). Gene Ontology annotation, cellular component: plasma membrane. Gene Ontology annotation, molecular function: receptor tyrosine kinase binding. The record is from RefSeq and is a predicted model, not a curated record. Gene Ontology annotation, biological process: cell surface receptor protein tyrosine kinase signaling pathway; intracellular signal transduction. Lineage: Eukaryota; Metazoa; Chordata; Testudines; Emydidae. The coding region runs from base 1 to 1863 and encodes 620 amino acids. The transcript has 12 exons.
AUGCUAACGGAGCCCAAGUAUGGGCGCUUUCGCAAUGGCUCAGUGACGCCCUCGGAGGACCCAGCCAUGAGCAGCAAGGUCGCGGCGGCCACCCCGGCCCCCUCGCCGCCCGCCUCCCUGGCCCACCCGUGCCCCCCGCUGGGCGAAGCUCGCUUGCCGGAGGAGCAGGAGGCCGUGACCACCUUCUGCAUGCUGAUCCCCAAGAUUCCCCAGUGGAAGUUCUCCAGCCCCUCCGGCUUCCUGAGCCGCAGCCCUUCCAGUGCCAGCAAGGACCUGUCGUCCCCGGCUAAGCCCGGGGGCCCCGGAGAGGCAGGAGGUACCUCCUCCGGCCUGGCUGCUGUCCUGAGCGCCUGUGAGCCUGUCUGCCACUCUCCUUGUUCUCUGCAGGUGAUGAACCGGUUCCGAGGAGGGGGAGGGAGGAAGGCGGCUCGGGUCGAGGGGGUCAAACUGGCCGGAGAGGAAUGGAACCGGAAAGGUAGCUUCAUCAAUAAACCGGCGCAGGGCUGGCUCCAUCCGGACGAACGGGUCCUGGGACCAGGGGUCUCCUACAUCGUCAGGUACAUGGGCUGUAUUGAAGUGCUGCGCUCCAUGCGAUCUCUUGACUUUAACACCCGGACGCAGGUUACCAGGGAAGCCAUCAACAGACUGUACGAGGCGGUGCCUGGGGUCAAAGGGGCCUGGAAGAAGAAGGCACCCAACAAAGCCCUCUUCUCCAUCCUGGGCAAGAACAACCUGCGCUUCGCUGGGAUGAGCAUCACUGUCAACAUCUCCAUCGACGGGCUCAACCUCAUGAUCCCCACCACCCGGCAGAUCAUUGCCAACCACCACAUGCAGUCCAUCUCCUUCGCCUCGGGGGGAGACACGGACAUGACAGACUACGUGGCCUAUGUGGCAAAGGAUCCCAUUAACCAAAGAGCCUGCCACAUCCUGGAAUGCUGUGACGGGCUGGCUCAGAGCAUCAUCAACACGGUGGGACAGGCCUUCGAGCUGCGCUUCAAGCAGUAUCUGCACAGCCCCCCCAAGGUGGUGGUGCCGCCGGACAGGGUAAUGGGGACCGAGGAAUCCGCGUGGGGCGACGAAGAGGAGACGGCCGAACACGACUACUACAACAGCAUCCCGGGGAAGGAGCCUCCCCUGGGGGGACUCGUCGACUCUCGGCUCAGGCACGGGACGUUGCUGGGCCACGUGCACUCCCAGCCCUCCUGCGCCGGUCACUUCAGCCAGGUUGGAUUUCCUGCCAGAAGAGACCAGAACAGCCACCCGGGCUCCCACUGGGACAGCGACGCUCCUGGCCAGUCCUGCGACGGCUACCUCCAGGCAGACGGCCAGCCCCUCGGAUGCCGCGACUACGAGGAGCACAUGUACGUCAACACGCAGUGCCUGGACGGCUGGGAGCACGAGGCGAGCCCCCCCAAGGAUCUCUUUGACAUGAGGCCUUUCGAAGACGCCCUAAAGCUGCACGAGUCUACGGUGGCUGGCGGGGCCAGCCCUCCCCUUGAGGACCAGUGGCCCAGCCCGCCCACCCGGAAGGCUCCCGUCGCCCCCACGGAAGAGCAGCUGAAGCGGGAGCCCUGGUACCACGGGAAGAUGAGCCGGCGAGACGCCGAGAAGCUGCUGCAGAUGGACGGGGACUUCCUGGUGAGGGACAGCAUCACCAACCCCGGGCAGUACGUCCUGACGGGCAUGAACGGCGGGCAGCCCAAGCACCUACUGCUGGUGGAUCCCGAGGGUGUGGUGAGGACCAAGGACGUCCUGUUCGAGAGCAUCAGUCACCUGAUCAACUACCACCUGCAGAACGAGCAGCCCAUUGUGGCGGCGGAGAGCGAGCUGCACCUGAGGCAGGUGGUGAAGAGGAAGCAGUGA